GGUUAGGUUGAGCAUUUAAAUGUUUGCAUAUGGCUACCGGCGUUAAAAUCAUGACGAUCAUGACUCGAUAAAAAUGAAAAGUGUCUCCGGCAGUUGAUCAAAAACCUCGAUUCUCGACAGGUGUAAGUUAUUGUCCAAGUGUUAGCCCGUUAGUUUGAGUUUUUAUUACGAGAGAUUAACCUAGAGUUCUUGCAAUUCAUGCAGAUUCUAAUGAUCAAAGUGUAACUUGUUGAACUCACAGUCGUCUCAAUUGUUUUUUAUCUGGCUUCAAAAUGAAUAGCAUAUUAAACCAAAUCAUGGAUCGUUUCCGUAUCUCUCUAAGGGACACAGAUGAAAUGUUUAACAUGAAUCUGUCAACUGAAAGUUUAGACUUGUUGGACGGGUCACCAUACCAGACUGAAAUUUCGUUUAAUAAGCUAUUGCCCUAUGCGGAUGAGCUCGAAAGUGAGGCAAAUGACUUUCUUGCAAAAAUAAAGAAUAAUUUUGGAAGAUGUGUAAUGCUUCGAGAUAUUGAACCAGGCUGCAUAUACUGGUCACAAAUGCUAACCAAAUAUAUUGAAUUGUAUGGUUUAAGAUUUCACAAAGAUGAACAUAUAGCAUUUGUUAAACUUUCGUAUGAAUUAACAACCAUUCCCAAUCUUCAGCCAUCAUUAGUACAUACUUUCAGUAACUUGCUGUCAACUCUGCUGAAAAAAAAAGAGACCAUUCCUCCAAGUGACUUGGAACUACAGUGGGAACCAUUGUAUGAAUUAUGCCACACUGUACUUACUCGAAAGCUCAAGCACUUUUCAUUGCAUCGAUAUCCUCCAUCUUUCGAAAAUACAUUAUACAGUUUAGUUGAAAAAGCAAAGAUAUAUUUUCCUGCAAAAGCAACUCAACAAAUAUUGGACAAACUCAGACCCAAACUAUGCCCUUUAGAUAUACAAACUAUGAAAAUGACGAUCAAACUGCUUCAAUGGUUUUUACCAGUACAAUUGCCUGUAGAGCAACAUGCAAUUGGUCAUGAGUUAUGGCUUCACGAGUUUAUGAAACUUUGGGAAGUUUGCUAUAAUACACAUUAUUGGGAAAAUGACCUUAUGCGCUUGAUAGCAAAAUUAGCAUCUAAUAACAUUGGAUACAUCGAUUGGGAUCAAUACAUACCCAUCAUGUUCACGCGAUUCGUACGCACUCUGAAUUUGCCAGUUCAUUACAAAAAGUCUGUAUGCACGAAUAACCAUAACAUGGACGUAGAUUUAAUUGGUGAAUGGAUCGCUUCUGUUUUGGGUGACAAUUCUAAAGUUCAGAUUUAUUUGGAAAAAUUUCUGAAAACUGUUGAAACUUAUUUUCAUCCUGCUAACUUUGGUUCAUGGUUCGUGAAAUUGGAAAAAUUAUUCGUCAAAAUCAUUUAUCACGUUGCCCUGAGACUCCACAGAGAGCGUUACGCUAAAGAUUCGUGGAUACAGCCGAUUCCCGAAAGUCAUAAAUUAACGGAAGCAAAUAUUGAUACCUUUGUCAACAACAUGAUGCCAGUGACGAUGAUUGCGAUUUUUAACAGAUAUUGCUCACCCAAUUUCGUCCAUGCGUUGCAGUAUUUAGCAGUAAUGCGACCAAAUCUUGUCAUUCCUAACAUUUUGGAGAAACUUUAUCCCACUCUAGGCACUGACAUAGAGCCUCAUAAAUUAAUCACCGCAAUGACUUGCAUGACGGCAAUAUCACGACCUUUAGUUCAAGGAUCGCGGUUUAUUAACAAAGAUUACGCAUUUACCGAGGGACCAUCACAUGUACUAUCAAUCCUCUUUUCCUCAUUGCCUGGAAUAGAUCCAAACGAUCCUGGAAAGUGCUUUGCAACACUUAAACUUAUUGGUACAUAUGUAACGCUGGUUCCGAUCGUCAAUUGUUCUAACAAUAAAAUAGAUACAAAUGAAGAAGAGCAAAUGAUUUGCGAGGACACGUCGCGAUUCGAAGAUUUCGUUUUACAAUUUAUGGAUAAAAUUUUCAUACUAAUCAAUUCAAGUUCGUUAGAAUUUGUGAGGCUCGAAAAUCAGUCAAACGAUGGAGCGAAAAGUUCGUUAGAGGCAAUGGUGGAAAACUCCCUGUACGUGGUGUUUACGGGACUACUAUUACAAACCAGCGAUUCCAUAUUCGUAGUCGCGUUGAACAAAUUGCGCUCUUUCAUUAUGGAAAAUACUUUGGAGACCAAAAUUUCUGGACACCUGGUUGCGAUACUUUGCAAAGUGUUCAGUCAUGUCAAUAGUCAAGUCACUCUCAAAACCCUGAUGCCUUAUCUUUCGGAGCAAAUUUUGGAAGCUUUUGGGGAGGAAGACGAUGCUACUAAAGAGGAGAAUUUGGACAACCAAUUGCUCUAUUUUCUAUUAUUAUUGCAAAGAGUAGUGGAUACUCAGGGUGAUGCUUUGCUGCCCUAUAUGGAUACUAUCUUUAAAGUUCUUGAUAAAGUGACGGUACUAAAGUCUGUAGAGGGCAAUAGGAUUGGAUGUGAGAUGUUGAAAAAUGUUCUCACCUCGCUUUGUUCUCUAAAAGUGAUGAAGUUUAAAAGAAACCUUGAUGAUUUGGAAUACCCUUACUGGAUGGACUGGGGCGAGUCAAGCGAAAUCAAAUCAUCAGAAAUAAAAUGGUAUGUUCCUGGAGAGCAAGAGAUAGCAGCGGGCCAAAAACUCUUUUCGCGUUACUUUAUACCUGCUGUAGCUCUGAUUGAGAAGUAUGUCAAUACGGAGAAUUCGCUGUCUCGGGAUGAUUUACUGAUAACUUUAAGGUUGAUUAAUAGCGUGAUUGAAGGAUGCGAUUCCGUCCUGCCAAUUUGGUCAGAGACUCCCAUAGUGAAUGAAAAAUACAAACACUGUGUAGAAACAUUCAAACCAAUCAUUGGAAAUAAGUACGAAAUUAAAAUGACUGAUGGGAGUAACGUGAGACAAUUUUUGGCUCGACUUAUGGCAUCUCUCCAAGAUAAAAUGUUGGAAGAUGUACCCGAUGACACAAAAAGCUUUCAGUUUCUCUUGAAGAUUUGGUCAAACUUGUCUUUCACCAAGUUCAUAUACUCAAUACGUUUAGGUUUCAAACGCCGACAAUUCCUUGCAACAAAGAAAAUGAUAGAGAACAAACUAACCGGAAACAGAGGUUACCUACCACAGCUUCUGAUGGAGCGUGUAUCUAUACAGCACGAGCUACGAAGAAUAAACGCUGUACGUGCAUUCACGCCGACUAGCCAGAAUAUAAUGUUAAAUCUAUUCAAAUUGAGCAUUAGCAAGUAUAGUCGAAUUCGUAGUAGCGCGCAGAUAGCCCUGUCAGAAAUAAUCAAUGAUUUUCCUAAUGCUUAUCAAGCGCUUGUUCCUCACAUCGUCAAAGUUUUACAACAAGAUACAGAGGUUCAUCAUGAUGCUUAUAAAGGUGUUCUAUUCUUGAUGUGCUCGCAUCAAGGUGGUUCCUUACAAACAAUGGGAGAUUGGCAAAUUUUAUCAGCCAUUCUACCUGCCUUAGUGUUAUCCAAACCUUCCGAAAAACCAUCUGUAAUUCUUAAGCAGGCAGAAAUAGUCAGGAACUUAUCUUAUAAUUUCCCAACAACUAAUAUUAUCUUAGAUGUGCCGGACAGCUGCGUGUCAAUGGCCUCUCAGUUAUGGCAAACUGGUGAUUUUUCACCAAAUUCGACACCACCUUCAGAAUCCGAAAUUCAAACAGGUUUGCAGGUCUUGCUGACAAAGAGAGCCAAUGAUUUGAAAACGUACAACGAGCUUCUGCAAAAACUAGUACAGCCUGUACUUGAAUCAAACCUGCAUUGGCGACACCGACAGAUAGCUGUGCAUUUCAUCAGUGCCUUAGUACAUCCCGAUCACAAGUUGCCAACACCUAUUGUACGCUGCUUCCUAAAUGCUUUACUACAUGAUUCGAUCGAUGAGAGGAGACUCGCUUGGUCCAUGACUACGGGAAUUUUGAAGUUAUUGAAGAAAAAACACCCUAAGAUCGUUCUGAAUAUUUCCGAUCGAGAGACCGUCUUCAAACCUGGCCGCAGACCAGAUAACGAGUGGCUGCAGUACAAUUCCGAGAAGCUUCCAACUAGCGCCAAAGAAUGGGAUGAACCUCGUUUCGUGCACAAACCCUACGUCGGCUACUAUACUUGGCCAAAAACUGUGGAGGUCUAUGCGCCAAUAUCGCAGCAACCAGACCUGGAUAUCCAGAAUCGACAGCUUGAUGCAGACGAACGAGAAAUCCACGAAUUUUUCAGCAACGAGCAGAACAUCGACAAGCUCCUCAAGUUUCUGACGCUCGAGGAAAAAAAGGGCAAAGACAAGUUCGAUUACUCCAGGUACUUGAUGUUCAAAGGUCUGUUUCGUAACUACGGCGACGCACACCUGGUACACUUUUUGCCGCAGCUGCACACCAUGGUUCAAGAUAAGCAUGAGAGCAUACAGCGUUGUGCUGCAGAAAUCAUCUGUGGUCUCGUACGGGGUUCCAAAUACUGGUCUUUUCAGAUGACCCAGAAAAUGUGGCAAGGACUUUUACCUAUUAUCAAGUUGGUGUUGGCCAAUCUGACGGAAGAAACGCUUGGUGACUGGGCCACUUGCUUUUCUUUGAUCCACAACAACCGAGACCCGAGGAAGCUACACUGGCUAAUCGAGUGUUUGACAGAAGAGAGUCAGUCGGCUCAGUCUCAAGCAUCGUUUGUGGAGUGUGGAAGGUUGUUAAUUCUUCAGAAAGCAUUGUCGCCUCAGACCUGGCGUCUCAGCGAGGUAUUGAACAGAUUGAUGCCUCGAUUCGAAGCCCGCCUGCUGGAAAAUCCCUUCGAAAACGUCAGAGACAGGCUGGCGUCAAUACUAGUCACGAUUUUUAAUACAAAUCUGAAGUUUCAAGGGGAGGAAGCUACUGGAUACCCAGAGUUAGAGGAUUUUAUCAACACAGUUUUGCCACGGUUGGAACUUCUUCUAAAAUCCGAAGACCGAAAAUCGCCAAGCAGCGUCGAAGCAACUCGUCUCUUAAAUACAAUUUGUCGCUGGAUAAUCGAGAGCGUGGCGACUUCCUACUCUGGUUCAGUUUCGAGUUUCUACAAGCUCUACCCGAUCAUCAGCCACUUGGAGAACGAAGAGACUGACGAGGAGCUCGCCCAGAAUUGCACCACGACUCUGGCGGUGCUCGCAAACUCCACUACUCUGCCGAAGCACAUCGCUGUAGCAUUGGAUGUGGUAGAACAAAUGUUAUCGAGCUCAUCUUGGUCGGUUCGCGCCGGUAGUCUUGAAUUUCUUCAAGUCUUUCUAUUUCACAAUAUGAGUGUCUUGUUGAGCGAAAAGAAGUGGAUUGGAAGUGUGCAGACACUUGUCGUACGAUCGCUACAAGAUGAGCGCGUUGAGGUCAGGGAACGAGCAGCGCAAGUGUUCAACGGCAUGCUGCACUGUACGCUUGUGGAUGAUGAGCACGCUUUGUUGGAGGAGUUUAAACGGUUGGCGAAAACGAAAUUAAGGAACAAGAGAAAUCAAUCAACCAACGUUGACAUGAGCAAUGCCAUUCGAUUGCGCCACGCAGGCGUUCUCGGGAUGUGUGCCUUUAUUCAAGCUCACCCUUAUGAUAUUCCCAAGGACAUCCCACCUAUAUUUGAACACUUAAAUUUACAUCUAAACGAUCCUGAACCGAUUCCUACAACAAUUCGUAAAACUUUAAGCGAUUUCAAACGUACCCACUGUGACGGUUGGACAGGUAUUCAAGGAUUGGCUCAAGAUCUGACUGAGGAACAAUACGCACUGCUUCAGGAUAUAACGGUGCCACCGACGUAUUAUGCGUAAUUUUAUAUAUUAUUACGGGUAGGUUAAACAAGUUUUUAUGUUACUUAAUUUAGGGUGCUAAACUAGUUAUAAAUGUGAUAAAUUAAAAAUUAUAUGCGAGAUAUUUUUUAUAUGAUUCGUACUGUCAAUAUGAGUAAUGAGAUUAUUUAUCUACACGUUGAAAUUAUUUUUUAAAUUGAUAUAAAUUUUAUGAUUGGAUUAAUGAUGUGUUUUAUUAGAAAAACAAUGUACAGAAACUGAGUUUCAUAAUUUGAUCACUCUUUUCUUAUUUGACAGUUUAUUUUAAUUAAUCGAGUUUUGUUCUUUUGUUCGCGGUAUGCAAUAUUAUUUACUAAAAUAUUACUUAAACCACGAAUGGUUUUUUUUUUUUAUACAUUUAUUCGUCUGUGAAUAUAAAACUUACAAAAUAUAUGUAAUAAAAAAAUAUAUGAAUUUGAAUUAAUUCUAUUAGAUACAUCAUGCAAUAUCUAUAUAAAACUAUACCGUAUCAAUAUUUGUUUUGUCAUGUAAAGUGUUGAUAAAAAUAUUCGAAGUGAAUAACAUAAAAACUCAACAUACAGUUA
Molecule: messenger RNA, 6325 nt
Organism: Nasonia vitripennis (jewel wasp)
Lineage: Eukaryota; Metazoa; Arthropoda; Insecta; Hymenoptera; Pteromalidae
Product: proteasome activator complex subunit 4B
Exons: 14
Coding region: 273-5762 (1829 amino acids)
Biological process (GO): proteasomal ubiquitin-independent protein catabolic process
Cellular component (GO): nucleus; cytosol
Molecular function (GO): proteasome binding; peptidase activator activity
Source: RefSeq, a predicted model, not a curated record